This is a messenger RNA of Arvicola amphibius (Eurasian water vole), 664 nucleotides long. It is a transcript of the gene Mrpl34, whose product is annotated as mitochondrial ribosomal protein L34. Gene Ontology annotation, cellular component: mitochondrial large ribosomal subunit; ribosome. The transcript has 2 exons. NCBI's taxonomy places the organism in Eukaryota, Metazoa, Chordata, Mammalia, Rodentia, Cricetidae. The record is from RefSeq and is a predicted model, not a curated record. Gene Ontology annotation, biological process: translation. Bases 91 to 360 code for a protein of 89 amino acids. Gene Ontology annotation, molecular function: structural constituent of ribosome.
ACACAUGGAACUACAGUUCCCAGAGGCAUUGUCGAUGAGCCCACAUCUAGGAACUGGCGGCGGCCGGGACAGAGUGACCUGCCGCUGGACAUGGCUUUCCUAGCCAGAACUUUUGGGUACCCCGCCUGCAGAUCGGUGGCCCAGUUGGGUGGCAGGUGGCUCCAACCCCGAGUCCCGGACGUUUGGGGGCUCCCCUCCGUGCAGCAGCAGGCCCGCGGCCGCACGCGCGGGAACGAGUACCAGCCCAGCAACAUCAAGCGCAAGCACAAACACGGUUGGAUCCGCCGGCUGAGCACCCCGAGCGGCGUGCAGGUCAUCCUCCGCCGCAUGCUGAAGGGCCGCAAGUCCCUGAGCCACUGAGGAACGGCGCCCGCGCCUGCGGGAACAGACUCAGACGCCGGUAGAACUGGCCGAGAGCAAGAAUUUGGGGGCCGUCCCUUCCUAGGCUUUUGGAGUAUGAAGAAUUCAAAACUUGCAGAGCCCCUAGGUCCCCGCGUCCCCAAGCCCACAGCGGUGGCUCCCCCUCCUGCGUUAUCUCUGCAGUUUCUGUACAUGUUUCUGAAGGCAUCUUUGUAAGCUUGGCUCCUUAAAAUAUCACACCACCCCUGGUGGUUCCAGCCACUCGGAAAUAUUACCGGCUCUCUAAUAAACCUUCCCGUUUCUA